Molecule: messenger RNA, 3588 nt
Organism: Penicillium hordei
Lineage: Eukaryota; Fungi; Ascomycota; Eurotiomycetes; Eurotiales; Aspergillaceae
Product: HECT-type E3 ubiquitin-protein ligase
Exons: 3
Coding region: 1-3588 (1195 amino acids)
Molecular function (GO): ubiquitin-protein transferase activity
Source: RefSeq, a predicted model, not a curated record
AUGCCGUCCCGGUCUGAACGUCAUCCGCCUAUCCCCCCGAUCUCAACUGCUGGCAACGUCGUCAUCCCUGAACUACACCCUUCUCAAAUCCCUGGACUGGAAGUCAGCCCACGCCGCAUAGUUCGGCCUCGCGAUGCUUCGAUCAUGCCCGCGUUAAACGGCAGUACGCCUAAGAAUUCGUACCACCGAGGACAUUCACGCUCGAUCAGCAAUCCGUUCGCUGGUUUUGGGCGAAAACGGGACAAGACAGCCCCCAAGCAUGCGGCCUGGGACUCUGACGAUGAUGAUGAUGAUGAUGAUGAGGUAACCUAUCCAUUGGAGCCCGAGUCGUCAAGUCCCCGGAAAGGUGCAGCAGCUGGAAAUGAUAUCGUCGAGGGCAAGUGCCAGACUUGUGAUGCUACUGUCCGGUGGCCUCGGCACUUGAAGGUGUUUAGAUGCACCGACUGCUUGAUGGUCACAGACCUCGAGCCGAUGCCUCAUGAGUCAAAAGACAACCCCCCACAAGCGUCUCAGGGUGGAGCGUCUAAGUUGGCAAGUAAAGUGUUUCCUUUGACGGCCAAUCAAACCCGUGGUAUGAUCGGAGGGUGUCUCAAUAUGUAUUUCGAUAGUCUUUUGGACAAUGGAUCUCGGUCAUGGUCGCCGUCGGACGAGGACAGAAAGAACAAACCACUACCUGAUCUUCCGCCAAUGCAGGCUCAUGUCUCUGGUCCAAACAAUCUCGCACCCCCUCGCACUCGGGAUUCUCGGGGCCGCAGUGCUUCCCAUUCCAGCGAACGGGAAAGGUUGGCGGCACCAAAGGAGAACUCAGGUUACUUGACGCCACACUCCGUUCGUUGGGAGGGAAAUGAUACGCCCGUCAGAAUUCGAGCAAAUUCAGAUAUUCGAUCAACCCCAAAGCCAGACUGCCACCCGCAAGAUACCUCACAAGCUGGGAACCCGGAGUUCCAAAGCUCAGACAAUCGGACACACAUUUUCAAACGGCUGGAAAAUACCAUCGCCACUGCCUUCAAAGGUUGUGAUUGCCUUAAUGAAUCUUUCACCACAUACCCGCCUCCUCGAUCAGCCCGAUCAGCAAGUAAUGGUAAUCCGCCGAGAAUGAGGAUGGAGCCGACCACAAUGCCCGAGCCAGCGCAUGACGCUCCUGUCUUUGAACCGGAUGCCAAAACUCUUCUUUUGGGAGAUUUGACCGAGAACUCCUCUUGGUGGAUGAAUGAGUGGGCUGAGGCUGAAGGCCAUAAUCCCGCGUAUUCAAAAGAGAAGACCGCCUCAAAGUCUCGGAUGAUAUCAUCGCGAAGUCCUCGGGUCAACUGGACUGAGUUAGCCCAGUGGUAUCAUUCAAUUCUGUCAGCGGGGAAUUCUUGGACUGAGCUCUGGGCCGCCAAAAGACCUGACCCCACACGGUCUGAAGCUGAUUCGAUACGAGCCAAGAUAUGGGCGUCUAUUGAUCCAUCCUUGAUUGGGAGACAAAUCAGCGAGUCUCGUUUGCACUUACAACGGGCACUGUUGAAAGCUACCGAGGCCGCCCUCAAGCGCCCGCGCCGUGUUCUGAAGAAACCAGAAGAUACCAGGUUCUUGUUCAUUUUGUUGGCGAAUCCUCUAUUGUAUUCACCUGCGGCUUAUUGCCAUCAUGCGCCCGCCUUGCCGCCUCAUGGAGACGAUAGGCGCCCCUCGCAUCCGAAAGACUAUCCGAAGUCGGCAACCCGAGACGGAAAAGCCUUGCAGAAAGAGUCGACCAAGGCACCCGCUCGUCAAGAGGGCUCCAGACAUCACUAUGGGAUUAUCAAACGAAUCCUGGGACUCAUGUCUAACUUGCCUAAUGACUGCCACCACUACAUCGUGUCUUGGGCUUCCCGUUUCUCUGUCAGACAUUUUGAACGACUGGUAGAACUUGUCUGUGGAUUUCUCACUUACCGUUUGAGUCGUCAGCAUGGGCGAAAACGCCCUCAAAACCUUCAAAGCCCUCAAAAUGGAGACGAUCUAAUACCGAGCUUCGCCAGUGCUUCGGGAAAUACUGCUGCGGAACUUCACGCUGCGAUUAAUCGAAGUACCACGAACAAGAAGCCUGGCAAAAAAACCGAAGACCCCAUAAUAUAUGCCGAGGACUGGCAGGUCAGAGCAGCGGCAAGAGUAAUGUCGCUGUUCUUUACGGCUAACAUCUCCUCUUCAGCGAGGAAGUCUGAUGGAACCCCGCGCAGUCUUGAAAUGCCCAAGAACCCCGGACCCCGUCAGGGACAUAUGAUUCCGAUCAGCACGUUUUACAACACACUGCUGGACUAUUCGGAUCUAGUGACGGACUUCGAGACCUGGGAAGCUAAAGUCGCGAAGUUUUCGUUCUGUCAGUAUCCCUUCCUCCUCAGCAUCUGGGCCAAAAUUCACAUCAUGGAGCAUGAUGCGCGUCGUCAAAUGGAAGUGAAAGCACGCGAUGCAUUUUUCAACAGUGUCCUCAACCACACGGCGGUUAGUCAGUACCUCGUGUUGAAGGUACGGCGCGAGUGUUUGAUUGAAGACAGCCUUAAGGGGGUAAGUGAAGUUGUUGGUACUGGCCAAGAAGAAAUCAAAAAGGGUCUCCGGAUCGAAUUUUCGGGCGAAGAAGGCAUUGACGCUGGUGGCCUGCGGAAGGAAUGGUUCCUUCUGCUCGUCCGAGAAGUCUUUGACCCACUUCAUGGCCUCUUCAUCUACGAUGAUGAUUCAAAGUACUGCUACUUCAAUCCUUAUUGCUUUGAGUCAUCUGAACAAUUUUUCUUGGUUGGAGUUCUUCUAGGUCUCGCCAUUUACAACUCCACUAUCCUUGAUAUUGAUCUCCCGCCGUUUGCGUUCAAGAAACUGCUGUCAUCAGCGCCGCACACCAGCGGUCCACAAACGGCUACAUCGAUGCGUUCGACCUUUAAAUGCACUCUAGAAGAUCUUGCCGAGUACCGGCCAACUCUCGCCAAAGGACUCCGGGGUCUACUAGAAUUUGAAGGCAAUGUUGCCGAGACAUUCUGCUAUGAUUUCGUUGCCCAGGUCGAUUGCUACGGCGAGAUCAUCAGUGUGCCACUUUGUGCAAAUGGCGAGAACCGGCCAGUGACCAACUCUAACAAGCGUGAGUUUGUGGAUUUGUAUGUUCAAUAUCUGCUGGACGCAGCCGUGGCUCGACAGUUUGAACCUUUCAAACGCGGGUUCUUCACGGUUUGCGGUGGCAAUGCGCUAUCACUGUUCCGACCAGAAGAGAUCGAAAUGCUAGUCCGCGGCUCAGAUGAACCACUCGAUGUUAAUUCACUCCGGGCUGUGGCCACCUACGACAACUGGUCACACCCACGACCAGAGUCGCUCCCCGUGGUGCGAUGGUUCUGGGACUUCUUUGAGAAAUCGCAGCCUCAAGAUCAGCGCAAGAUCCUGUCAUUCAUUACUGGCAGCGAUCGAAUCCCUGCCAUGGGGGCUACAAGCCUUAUUAUCCGACUUGCUUGUCUUGGGGAUGACUGUCCCCGUUACCCGAUUGCGCGUACAUGUUUCAACACGCUGGGCCUUUACCGCUAUCCUACGCGGGAGAAGUUCCAGCGGCUGCUCUGGGAUGCAGUUGUAAAUAGCGAAGGAUUUGGCUUGAAAUGA